AUACACCACUACAGCAUUCGCUCUAUCCCUACUAUGGAAAAGGCAUGGAGGGACUUGGAAGUGGAUACAGUUUUGGCCAAAGCGAUCUGGAGUUCCCUCCCCCUGAUGGCCAGUUGUCUGGACAUGGAGGGGCCAUUUCAAGUUUUACACCCUCCCUACACCUCGGUUACCCUCACAUCCAACAUGGAGUAACACUACAGGAUUCGAUAUACUCUACCCCAGGGCUCAGUGGAAGAAGCUCCCAAGGUGCCAACACAUUCCAAAUGUCCAGAUUUCCUAUGAGUGUGGCUUCCGAAACAGCUGUCCGAGGUGUUCCGGUCAUUCCAGCUCCAGAUUUCAAUCCCAUUAUUUCACGUCAUCACCACGUGUCUCCCCACACUCCUUCCCCAUCACUGCCUCAUUUAUCAAACUUUGGUGAGUCCAGUUAUAUGUCACAUUCAGCUGACCACACUACAGUACCACAGACUACAGUAACCAAUAGUGAUCAUAAUCAUCCAUCGUUUGGUUCAAUCGUGGCAUCUGCUGUCUCCAAUAUUUCCACUAUGAACAUUCCACAACCAUAUGAUACCCGUGCUGGUGAACUCAUAGAAUCUCACGUGUCUGAUUUGUCAACUCUCCCGAGACUCCGAGAAAGCUCCUCGUAUAACUCUAUAAUGACUAACACAUCACAAUCCCAAACUUUUCUGGAAUUUCCACCAAGCACCUCUAGUGAAAGGGAAUCACAUAACACUGAGGCUAUUCAAACCGUCUCUUCUUUGGAAUCAUACUCACAACCUCUACUUAAUCAAACAUUCCAAGGACAGUCGACCUUAACUCGACCUUCACCCUCCUCCUCUUUUGCAGUUGUUAGAGGCAUGUUGCCUGAGCAACAACCAGUGUUACUUCCAAGACCACCCAAUGGUCAAACUCUGCCUAUGGAAAACCUGGAUGGUGAUCAGCAAGUUCCUAAUGCAGUUAUGUCCCCUGCAUCUGGCUGUUCUUCACCAAACAUUCGAAAUGCCUCUACCCAAGAUAACAGGCCUAUCAGUUUACUGCGCCAAAGUGUCGGCCAUGACAGUCUACAAUUACAAGUGGCACAGACAGACAAUAUGGCGACUCUUCAGAAUGAGACCAGCUUUGCCAAUUCAACAUAUAUAGGUGCUGAACUUUGUGAUGACGAUAAAUUUGCUGUGGCAUCAGAACCAAGCAAGAGUUCAAGUCCAGAAUCGUUUGAUAAUCCAACAGCAACAACUGCAACUGGGAAUCAGGACAAAAACUUAUAUCCUAUCGCAGGAAGUAGCAGAAUGGGGACAAAUUCAGGUUCCUGUUAUAAACCUGGAGAGAGACGAAGCCCAAGAAGAAGUAGCUCAAGACUGAUGGAUAAACAGAGUUAUACAAAUACACCUACAUCAUCAGACAAUGUGACAGACCAUCCACCGUCUACCAUUAACAAGGAGGACGAUGUUAGAGAUGGGACAAAAGAAACUGAUACAUCCCAAGCUAAAGUGAUAAAAAGAUCAGAAUUUGUUGAUCAUGAAAAAGAAUCCCGGGGAAUUAUUGCAGGUCAAAGGUUACCCACAGAUUCUACAAGUACAGUGGGAAGACGUAUGGUCCCUUUCUUCAAAAUCGGAAAGUUAUGGAGAAAGCCUAGAAGGUCUCGAUUAAAAGUGCCUCCGCCAAUAGACUUAUCCGUCUCUUCUGAAGAAGCUGAAGAUCUCAAUCUGGAGGAGGAAGAGGAGGAGUAUCAGUAUGAAUCUAUGACACAGGAACAAGAUGAGUCGUUUGUAAAAGAAGAAGGAGAGUCUCCUGGUUUUACAGGAGAAGACCAACAACAGUUCAUUAGGAUGUCUCAGCCUGUUUUCAGUAGAAAUGGUGAACAGGAAACAUGCGAUCUGUCAGAAUAUAACUCACUCGUAGAAAAUAGUCAGCAGUUUGUCGACAACCACACGUUUGAAAAUGAGGGGCGGGUAAGUCGGAGGAAAACAAGGAGAUCGUUCAUGUAUCAUACUGAAGAGUCUUCAGUUGGUAUUUCUGAUAAAAGAAAGAAGCCCAAUCUCAAUGAGGACUAUUUAACCAAGUGUACAGAGGAGCUUGUGGCCACCGCUAUGGGAGAUAUCCCAGUAGACAGUCAGGAUAAAAGGCGGUUCAACACCAAAUUAAAUCCGUUUGCCAUCACCUCCCCAAGCUUUGGUACUUCUGCAGCGCGUGCUGUCAUGACAACCUCAGUAGCUAACAAUGCUACUGUAAUCACAAUUUCUAUCAUGGGGAAGGGUAACGCAGCCAAGAAAGGCCAAACCAAGACUAUCAACAUCAACAAGGGGGUUAUAAUGUCAACUAGUUUCCAGGAUCGGCCCGUCAGGAAUAAGGAAGGGGUCGAAGAGGAAGAUCAAUCAGCGGUAGGCAAACAAACAACUUCUAUAAUGUCACGAUUAAAACGAGAGAAGGAGGAUCAGGGUGGACAGGAGGAUGAAGAAGAUGUUGUGGAGACAAUGGAGGUGAAUGUUCGUAUUGAUGAUUCUCAGCUUGUUCAGCACGGAGAACAGAAACGGUGGCAGUGCCACCUGUGUGAAAAGUCUUACACCACAAAGCAUAAUCUAGUGGCACACAUCCUUGACCACAAUAACAUUAAACCACACCUGUGUAUGGUCUGUGGCAAGUACUUCAAGCAGCUGAGCCACCUCAACACUCACAUGCUCACUCAUGAUAACAUACGGCCACAUAAAUGUGACAUCUGUGGAAAGGGCUUCACCCAGAUCAGCCAUCUCAAGAGACACAAUGCAGUACACUUGGACAGCAAGCCAUACAAGUGUGAUAUGUGUAGUCGUGGGUUUGCCUACCCGAGUGAGCUGAAAGCACACAAGGAGAAACAUGUGCAGGGACAUGAUAAAUGUGAAGAGUGUGGGAUGGAGUUUGAGAGUCCACGCGCUCUCAAACUUCACCAGCUCAAACAUGACAACCGUGAGGACCUCAUAUGCAAAUAUUGUGACAAAGCAUUCCGCUACCCUAGUCAACUGAAGGACCACUUAGUAUCCCACGAGGGUACACGUCCCUACAUCUGUGGGGAGUGUGGUAUGGAUUUCAUGAAGGAGCACCAUUUGAAGGCUCACCAGUUCACACAUACCGGACAACGCCCCUUUGACUGUCCAAAGUGUGGACGUACAUUCAAUCAACGGGCCAACAUGAUGCGGCACAUGCUGAUUCACAAUCCUACGAGGGCGUUCCGCUGUGAUGUAUGUGGCAAAACAUUUACACAGCCCCAGACACUGAAGGCUCACAGAGUGGUCCAUGCCGACAUAAAACCCCACAAGUGUAAAAUAUGUGGCAAGCAGUUUGGCCGUCUACACAACCUCCAGGGACAUAUCCAUAUGCACAACAAUAGUAAACCCUAUGUUUGUUUCUGUGGCAGCUCUUUCACUCUCAAAGGAAACUUGAACCGUCAUAAGAAGGUGAAGCAUGGCCUUAAUGAGAGUACAGAGAGUCUUGAGGAGGAGGCUGUAAGUUUCCUCAGCAGUCUGUCGGGUCGUACUCAGGUGGAGGAAGCUGAUGCCUUUUUGGACUAUAGUGAGUUUGAGCAGGAUUUAGACCAGAUCGCAUCAACCUCAGAUUCACGAACUCCACGCAAAGGUCGCAAGUCUGUAAUUCCUCGUAAGAUCAUGCGUCGCAGGUCUUCAGCAAAUCAAAAUGAGACCGAGGAUACUGACCAGGAAGAAGAGGUGGAGGAGGGUGAUUAUGAGGAGGAAGAGGAGGAUGGAGGUCAAGGACAGUCGGGGGGAGAAACUUUCUCAGGUUAUUUUGGUGAUAUUGGUAAGGGACCCAAACAACAGUGUUAUAUUACAAAUCAAAAAAGUGAAAAUCAGCAAAUUUCUCUACGCAAACGUAAAAUACCAAACUGUACCUCUAGAUCAGAUGAUAAUCCUGGCGAGUUGUCUAGUGAAAUGAGCGAAGGACAAGACAAUGAUGAUGUUAGCGACUCGGAGUGGAGGCCUGCAUCUAAACGGGUCAGGGCAGGAAAAGGUGCAAAACUAGACUCUAUAAUCGCACAGAAGUUUAAAAAUGUAUGAUUGUGUAAGAUCUUAAGUAUUGGCGGAUAAUUAGUAGAAUGUAAUAAUCCUUUAUAAUAUGUUGCAAGACCUUUAGAUACAUGUCUCUAGAUCUAUAAUCAAUGAUAAAAAAAAAUUACAAUAGAUAACUGAAUCAGUACAUGUAUGUUAAACAGUACAUGUAUGUUACAAUUAGUUGCUUAAUUAUAUCCAAUCAUCAUCCCAUCACAAAUAUGCAGUUUUUGUCAUCAAGGUCUAUUUCUUCAUCAUGUUCAUCAAAUACAAUCAUACUGGCAGGCUGUUGUACAAAACAAUCAUGCUGACAGGCUGAUGUACAAUACAAUCAUGCUGACAGGCUGAUGUACAAAACGUCAUGCUGAUAUGCUGUAAAAACAGUCAUGCUGAUGGGCUGAUGUACAAAACAUUCAUGCUGACAGGCUGAUGUACAAAACAGUCAUGCUGACAGGCUGAUGUACAAAACAGUCAUGCUGACAGGCGGAUGUACAAAACAGUCAUGCUGACAGGCGGAUGUACAAAACAUUCAUGCUGACAGGCUGAUGUACAAAACAGUCAUGCUGACAGGCUGAUGUACAAAACAGUCAUGCUGGCAGGCGGAUGUACAAAACAGUCAUGCUGACAGGCUGAUGUACAAAACAGUCAUGCUGAUAUGCUGAUGUACAAAACAGUCAUGCUGGCAGGCUGUUGUACAAAACAUUCAUGCUGAUAUGCUGAUGUACAAAACAGUCAUGCUGACAGGCUGAUGUACAAAACAGUCAUGCUGACAUGCUGAUGUACAAAACAGUCAUGCUGACAAGCUGAUGUACAAAACAGUCAUGCUGACAGGCUGAUGUACAAAACAGUCAUGCUGACAGGCGGAUGUACAAAACAGUCAUGCAGACAGGCUGAUGUACAAAACAGUCAUGCUGAUAUGCUGAUGUACAAAACAGUCAUGCUGACAGGCUGAUGUACAAAACAGUCAUGCUGACAAGCUGAUGUACAAAACAGUCAUGCUGACAAGCUGAUGUACAAAACAGUCAUGCUGACGGGUUGAUGUACAACACAGUCAUGCUGGCAGGCUGAUGUACAACACAGUCAUGCUGGCAGGCUGAUGUACAAAACAGUCAUGCUGACAGGCUGGUGUACAAAACAGUCAUGCUGACAAGCUGAUGUACAAAACAGUCAUGCUGACAGGCUGAUGUACAACACAGUCAUGCUGGCAGGCUGAUGUACAAAACAGUCAUGCUGACAAGCUGAUGUACAAAACAGUCAUGCUGACAGGCUGAUGUACAAAACAGUCAUGCUGACAAGCUGAUGUACAAAACAGUCAUGCUGAUAUGCUGAUGUACAAAACAGUCAUGCUGGCAGGCUGAUGUACAAAACAGUCAUGCUGAUAUGCUGAUGUACAAAACAGUCUUGCUGACAGGCUGAUGUACAAAACAGUCAUGCUGACAGGCUGAUGUACAAAACAGUCAUGCUGGCAGGCUGAUGUACAAAACAGUCAUGCUGAUAUGCUGAUGUACAAAACAGUCAUGCUGACAAGCUGAUGUACAAAACAGUCAUGCAGAUUGCUGACAGGCUGUUGUACAAAACAGUCAUGCUGGCAGGCUGAUGUACAAAACAGUCAUGCUGAUAUGCUGAUGUAUAAAACAGUCAUGCUGAUAUGCUUUACCUAAGAGAGAUUAAGUUUGGUUUAACAAUACCCAUUAGAAUAGGAUGGUAAUGGAAUCUUUUUAUGAGUAUGAUGCAACAGAUAAAGCAGUCAUUUCAGAUAAUUGAACCAGGGGACCUGUGGUUUCUAGUCCAACUCUUGAAUGAUGAGCUUAAGAGAAAUUUUCUCAUGCUCAUGAUCAGUUGACGACAGAAAGCACACUUUAUUAACUAUUGUUAAAAUAUUCGGUCUUUUGCAUGGGCAUAGAAAAACCAUUUUACUUUUCUCUAUUAUUAGAAAAAGUAGAACUUUAUGUAGCAGUUCUGGAGGUUAUUUUUCAGUGCUUUGCAGAGAAUCAAACCUACAAGAUCUAGGACCUCUGGUUUAUAAUCUAACUUUUAGCCAAAUGAACCAAAGAGAAAUUCUCUCUGGUCGAGUUGCUAGAAAGCAGCUAAUACUUUAUUACUUUUAUACUUUUAUUGUGAAAAGCUAUGUCAUGUUUAACACAGAUAUAGAUAAAUUAUGAUCUAUAUUUCAAAUAAUUUACAAAUAAGUAUAAUUUUAUGUUGAUUCUAAAAUCCUUCUAAAAACAUUAAAAACAUAGCAAACUAACCCAUGUUUAAAUGUAGCAAGUGAAAUAGUAAUACCGAUUGAAACACUUGGUUUUGAACUGAGUUAUAGAUGAGUUAAAUCCAGAGGGUGUAUAUUAUAUAUCUCAACAGAAUCUGUUACGGUUGUCUCAUAUUCUCAAGUAGUCUACAAUUUGAUCUGUAGUCCUUUACCAGACAAUGUCUGUUGUUUUGUUGAUCUGAUCAUGAUCUGUACCAGACAAUGUCUGUUGUUUAGUUGACCUGAUCUGUACCAGACAAUGUCUAUUGUUAAGUUGACCUGAUCAUGAUAUGUACCAGACAAUGUCUGUUGUUUAGUUGAUCUGAUCAGUACCAGACAAUGUCUGUUGUUUAGUUGAUCUGAUCAGUAGCAGACAAUGUCUGUUGUUUAGUUGACCUGAUCUGUACCAGACAAUGUCUGUUGUUAAGUUGAUCUGAUCUGUACCAGACAAUGUCUGUUGUUUAGUUGACCUGAUCUGUACCAGACAAUGUCUGUUGUUUAGUUGAUCUGAUCUGUACCAGACAAUGUCUGUCGUUUAGUUGACCUGAUCUGUACCAGACAAUGUCUGUUGUUUAGUUGACCUGAUCAGUACCAGACAAUGUCUAUUGUUAAGUUGACCUUAUCAUGAUCUGUACCAGACAAUGUCUGUUGUUUAGUUGACCUGAUCAGUACCAGACAAUGUCUGUUGUUUAGUUGACCUGAUCAGUACCAGAGGAUGUCUGUUGUUUAGUUGAUCUGAUCUGUACCAGACAAUGUCUGUUGUUUAGUUGACCUGAUCAGUAGCAGACAAUGUCUGUUGUUUAGUUGACCUGAUCAGUACCAGACAAUGUCUAUUGUUAAGUUGACCUGAUCAUGAUCUGUACCAGACAAUGUCUGUUGUUUAGUUGAUCUGAUCUUUACCAGACAAUGUCUGUUGUUUAGUUGACCUGAUCAGUAGCAGACAAUGUCUGUUGUUUAGUUGACCUGAUCUGUACCAGACAAUGUCUGUUGUUUAGUUGAUCUGAUCAGUAGCAGACAAUGUCUGUUGUUAAGUUGAUCUGAUCUGUACCAGACAAUGUCUAUUGUUAAGUUGACCUGAUCAGUAGCAGACAAUGUCUGUUGUUUAGUUGAUCUGAUCAUGAUCUGUACCAGACAAUGUCUGUUGUUUAGUUGAUCUGAUCUGUACCAGACAAUGUCUAUUGUUAAGUUGACCUGAUCAGUAGCAGACAAUGUCUGUUGUUUAGUUGACCUGAUCAUGAUCUGUACCAGACAAUGUCUGUUGUUUAGUUGACCUGAUCAGUACCAGACAAUGUCUGUUGUUUAGUUGAUCUGAUCUGUACCAGACAAUGUCUGUUGUUUAGUUGACCUGAUCAGUAGCAGACAAUGUCUGUUGUUUAGUUGAUCUGAUCAGUACCAGACAAUGUCUAUUGUUAAGUUGACCUGAUCAUGAUCUGUACCAGACAAUGUCUGUUGUUUAGUUGAUCUGAUCAGUACCAGACAAUGUCUGUUGUUUAGUUGAUCUGAUCAGUAGCAGACAAUGUCUAUUGUUUAGUUGACCUGAUCAGUAGCAGACAAUGUCUGUUGUUUAGUUGAUCUGAUCUGUACCAGACAAUGUCUGUUGUUUAGUUGACCUGAUCUGUACCAGACAAUGUCUGUUGUUUAGUUGACCUGAUCUGUACCAGACAAUGUCUGUUGUUUAGUUGAUCUGAUCAGUAGCAGACAAUGUCUGUUGUUUAGUUGAUCUGAUCAGUACCAGACAAUGUCUAUUGUUAAGUUGACCUGAUCAUGAUCUGUACCAGACAAUGUCUGUUGUUUAGUUGAUCUGAUCAGUACCAGACAAUGUCUGUUGUUUAGUUGAUCUGAUCAGUAGCAGACAAUGUCUAUUGUUUAGUUGACCUGAUCAGUAGCAGACAAUGUCUGUUGUUUAGUUGAUCUGAUCUGUACCAGACAAUGUCUGUUGUUUAGUUGACCUGAUCUGUACCAGACAAUGUCUGUUGUUUAGUUGACCUGAUCUGUACCAGACAAUGUCUGUUGUUUAGUUGAUCUGAUCAGUACCAGACAAUGUCUGUUGUUUAGUUGAUCUGAUCUGUACCAGACAAUGUCUGUUGUUUAUUUGACCUGAUCAGUAGCACACAAUGUCUGUUGUUUAAUUGAUCUGAUCUGUACCAGACAAUGUCUGUUGUUUAGUUGGCCUGAUCUGUACCAGACAAUGUCUGUUGUUUAGUUGACCUGUACCAGAUUAUGUCUGUUGUUUAGUUGACCUGUAGGAGACCUGUACCAGAUCGAUCUGUUGUUUAGUUGACCUGUACCAGACUGUGUCUGUCGUUUAAUUGAUCCGUAGCUAUAUAGGUGACCUGUACCAGAUUGUCUGUUGUUUAGGUGACCUGUACCAGAUUGUGUCUGUUGUUUAGCCGACCUGUACCAGAUUGUCUGUUGUUUAGCCGACCUGUACCAGAUUGUCUGUUGUUUAGUUGACCUGUAGGACACCUGUACCAGAUUGUCUGUUGUUUAGUUUACCUGUACCAGAGUGUCUGUUGUUUAGUUGACCUGUAGGAGACCUGUACCAGAUUGUGUCUGUUGUUUAGUUGACCUGUACCAGAUUGUGUCUGUUGUUUAGCCGACCUGUACCAGAUUGUCUGUUGUUUAGCCGACCUGUACCAGAUUGUCUGUUGUUUAGUUGACCUGUAGGACACCUGUACCAGAUUGUCUGUUGUUUAGUUUACCUGUACCAGAGUGUCUGUUGUUUAGUUGACCUGUAGGAGACCUGUACCAGAUUGUGUCUGUUGUUUAGUUGACCUGUACCAGAUUGUGUCUGUUGUUUAGUUGACCUGUAGGAGACCUGUACCAGAUUGUGUCUGUUGUUUAGUUGACCUGUACCAGAUUGUGUCUGUUGUUUAGUUGACCUGUAGGAGACCUGUACCAGAUUGUGUCUGUUGUUUAGUUGACCUGUAACAGCUUGUCUGUUGUUUAGUUGACAUGUAGGUGACCUUUACCAGACUGACUGUUGUUUAGGAAACCUGUACCAGAUUGUGUCUGUUGUUUAGGUGACCUGUACCAGAUUGUGUCUGUUGUUUAGUUGACCUGUACCAGAUUAUGUCUGUUGUUUAGUUGACCUGUAGGAGACCUGUACCAGAUCGAUCUGUUGUUUAGUUGACCUGUACCAGACUGUGUCUGUCGUUUAAUUGAUCCGUAGCUAUAUAGCUAUAUAGGUGACCUGUACCAGAUUGUCUGUUGUUUAGUUGACCUGUACCAGAUUGUGUCUGUUGUUUAGCUGACCUGUACCAGAUUGUCUGUUGUUUAGUUGACCUGUAGGACACCUGUACCAGAUUGUCUGUUGAUUAGUUUACCUGUACCAGAUUGUCUGUUGUUUAGUUGACCUGUAGGACACCUGUACCAGAUUGUGUCUGUUGUUUAGUUGACCUGUACCAGAUUGUGUCUGUUGUUUAGUUGACCUGUAGGAGACCUGUACCAGAUUGUGUCUGUUGUUUAGUUGACCUGUACCAGAUUGUGUCUGUUGUUUAGUUGACCUGUAGGAGACCUGUACCAGAUUGUGUCUGUUGUUUAGUUGACCUGUAGGAGACCUGUAGCAGCUUGUCUGUUGUUUAGUUGACAUGUAGGUGACCUUUACCAGACUGACUGUUGUUUAGGAAACCUGUACCAGAUUGUGUCUGUUGUUUAGUUGACCUGUAGGACACCUGUACCAGAUUGUGUCUGUUGUUUAGUUGACCUGUACCAGAUUGUGUCUGUUGUUUAGUUGACCUGUAGGAGACCUGUACCAGAUUGUCUGUUGUUAAGUUGACCUUUACCAGAUUGUGUCUGUUGUUUAGUUGACCUUUACCAGAUUGUGUCUGUUGUUUAGGUGACCUGUACCAGAUUGUGUCUGUUGUUUAGUUGACCUGUACCAGAUUGUGUCUGUUGUUUAGUUGACCUGUACCAGAUUGUGUCUGUUGUUUAGUUGACCUGUAGGAGACAUGUACCAGAUUGUCUGUUGUUUUAGUUGACCUCUACAACAUUCUAAUAUGUAAAUGCAUUAUAUAAGUGCUGAUUUUCUGUGUGUGAGCUGUUUGAUAUAUGGGUGGAUGUUUGUUAAUAUUUGUGGUGAUGUACGUGUGUGUGUGUGUGAAUGUGUGUGUGUGUGUGUGUGUGUGUGUGUGUGUGAUGUUUUGUAUAUAUAAGUGGUUGCUACACAGUCACUGUAUAUGUGAUAGAUUUUCUCAUUGUUACUUAUCCAUUUCAUUUAAAUGUCUUAGUAGGACCUAGCUCCAGUCAUUUCAAGUAACAUAAAAAAAUGUUGAAUUUGUGUGUAAGAGUUGAACUGUACAUGUCAAAUUAUGUUUUCUAUUUUCAAUAAUAUUAUAUCAUGUUCCUACGACAAUCUAGUCCCAUUCCACGUGUAUAUAUGUGAUUAUUUUGUAUUGUUUGUAUACCAACUUGUUUAUGUUAUUGUGUGUAUAGAUAUACACCAACUUGUUAUCAUUAUAUACUGUUUUUCACACUCUGUGUGUGGUAUUCCAGGGCCUAACACCCAGUAGCUUUAAUCCUAAAAUUUCAGUCAGUAAUACAAAUUGUGCUUGUAUAUUACAAUUUGUCAUCAAAAACCUAAAGACGAGGAAUUUGUUGUGUUGUACUUUUAUACCACAGGUGGAGAUUGUAUUGAUACAAUAAAGAAAAUCACUCUUUUUU
Messenger RNA from Pecten maximus, 10938 nucleotides. RefSeq lists its product as uncharacterized. Gene Ontology annotation, molecular function: DNA-binding transcription activator activity, RNA polymerase II-specific; RNA polymerase II cis-regulatory region sequence-specific DNA binding. The transcript is spliced from 5 exons. Bases 45 to 4040 code for a protein of 1331 amino acids. Lineage: Eukaryota; Metazoa; Mollusca; Bivalvia; Pectinida; Pectinidae. Gene Ontology annotation, biological process: regulation of transcription by RNA polymerase II. Gene Ontology annotation, cellular component: nucleus. The record is from RefSeq and is a predicted model, not a curated record.